This is a messenger RNA of Haliotis rufescens (red abalone), 1556 nucleotides long. RefSeq lists its product as uncharacterized. The transcript is spliced from 4 exons. The record is from RefSeq and is a predicted model, not a curated record. Bases 4 to 753 code for a protein of 249 amino acids. NCBI's taxonomy places the organism in Eukaryota, Metazoa, Mollusca, Gastropoda, Lepetellida, Haliotidae.
CUCAUGAUGAGGCUCACAAGAACUCUACUUCUUGCUGUCUCCUACGCCUUCAUGCAGGGUAUUUCCGUAAAUGAGGCAGAGAACAUUAUGCUAGCAAAGCCCAGUGAAGUCAGUGAAACCUACUGGAACGCUGAAUUUGCCAAUGAUGGUUUAAACAACCCCGGAUCUACACCAGCUAGAACAUGGUCCGGUGUUAAUCCCUUCUGGAAGGGAGAUCUUCAGGGACACUAUGCUAUCCAUAACAUCUCAGUUACAAGUGACGUCUCCUAUACGUUUGGAGGAUACCUCGGGGGCGCAUACGUUGAGGUGCACGCUGAUGGCAGCAGUGGCUGUCCGGAUCUGGACAUCUUUGUCUGCGGCCAAUGUCCAGAAGUAGUUGGUAAAGGAGAAACCUUCACGUUCAACUGUUCCCACCCUCGACCAGUGAGAUUCGUGAAGGUCUGGAGAAAUAUGACUGAUUUUUUAGUUAUUUCAGAGGUUGAAGUUGAAGGCACUCCAGUGACAGCAAGGGUCGCUAAUUACAAUAAGGUGUUCAACACAAAAGUUUCAACACCGAUGACGUCUCUCACUGUUGUUUCCGCCUCGGAGUGCAGUUCCAAGUGUUAUACAAACCAGUCCUGCCUGAGUUACAGUCACCACCCAACAGCUGCUCCCAACUGUCUCCUGACAACCAACCCAGAAGAUGCAGCAUCAGCUUCCGGCUGGACCAAGUUCUCCAUCGAUGUGUGCUCAAGUUACAACACCUGUGGCUGAUCCUUUAUCUACAGAUCCAAGUUCUCCAUCGAUGUAUGCUCAAGUUACAACACCUGUGGCUCAUCCUCUAUCUACAGAUCCACUGUGUUCUGCAGGCGUGCCGUACUGAUUAUUAUUUAUCGUUUGACGUGUUGAAUUAACAAUUAAUUCCAAUGUCGGUAGCUUGUGGAUGUAUUUUGGACAACAUUUUACCAUCCAUACUUAAAUGUAUCUUACUGUUGUCUCAAUGUUGGUGACACCAUCUGUAGAACAUUUAUUGUCAGGUGUCAGUGUCAUUUGAUUAUUCAAUAUAACAAGGAGAAGAUUCAUGUGGACUAGUUUAAGUUUCUGAAGGGAAGAUUUAAAUCCAAAUGGAACAUCGCAAACUGCUAUCAUUUCCACUAAACAUUUCUGAUCUUUAAAAGUCAAUUGUUGUGACUUCUUGAUUUUGGUUUUCGCAUGGACAAACUGAUGAUGUGCAAAUGCGCCAUUGUGCUUUGAAAGUGGACUCUCCGCUAUGUAGUGAAUAGUUUUAUAAACUCAUCUUUCGUGUUUGCCUUUAAUGGAGCGACAGUUACAUCACAUAUAUUUCUCACUCAAACACCUCUGACUUUUGAAAUACAUUACAGUGUAUCAGAAAUUAGUGUACAUACUGUUCAUAUUCAUUAUGGUAAUUUCAUACAAACAGGUUAAUGACCAAGAACUGUGUAUAUGCAUACUUUCAUGAGCUGCAUGUACAAAAGGUGUUAUAAUCCUUUGUUCUUUUAUUGGACAUUUCAUGAUGUGUAACGAUGCACCAGGUGCGCGUUUAAUCACAGACGAUU